Messenger RNA from Coniophora puteana RWD-64-598 SS2, 4740 nucleotides. RefSeq lists its product as uncharacterized. The record is from RefSeq and is a predicted model, not a curated record. Bases 170 to 4090 code for a protein of 1306 amino acids. The transcript is spliced from 7 exons. Lineage: Eukaryota; Fungi; Basidiomycota; Agaricomycetes; Boletales; Coniophoraceae. Gene Ontology annotation, molecular function: ATP binding; protein serine/threonine kinase activity. Gene Ontology annotation, biological process: protein phosphorylation.
CGGCCCUGCCCGUCCCUCUCUAGACACAGAGUCAGCGUCCCGUUCCAAGCACCGCGUUCGUCCUUCAGCAGACCACGCCCUCCAUCGCCAAUCCAUCUUUGGCUCCGAUGCAGAGCUCGUCGACCUCGACAUCACCCCCAGCUAUCUCGGCCAUGGCUCUCUGCGUGGGAUGAAGGGCAUCGACGCCACCCAUCCGCGCCCCAUGCGCCGCCAGCCUGUCAGGAUGGACGGAGAUGGGCCUUGGACUGUUAGUGUCGCGGAGAACCCCAAUGAUACCAACUCGUUCAGUAUCUAUAUCAAGACCCCCACGCACAACCUGACCCUUAUGCGCACGGCACACGAGGUCAUCGACCUCCACGGAAAGCUCGACGACCUCGACUCAGAUGCCCACCCCCGUCUCCCUCCGCUGCCCCUCGACGUGUCCACCAUGACGCCCGUGAGCAAAACGAAGCGCAAAUCCAACUUCCUCAACACCAUCUCGCGCCUCGCCUCCCCCUCGGUCAACAAGGACAAGGAGCGGGAACGCCAACGCGAGGAGCGCGACAAGGAGAAAGACAAGGAGAACCACCGCGGCAAGCUCUCGCGCGCGCCCUCGCACCGCGCCACCCCCACCCCCACCCCGUCGCACGAGCACCCAGACCCGUUCGUGGCAGCCGCCACCGCGACCCUCGCCGCUAGUGCCAACGGCGGCGCGCCCAACGCGGUUACGGGGCUUGCGUCGUACCUCACGUCUGUCUCGAACGACCAGGUGUUUCGCCAGAGUCGUGUGUGGAAGCGCUUUGUGCAUGUGCGCCGGGACGACCUCGAGUCGGUGCGCGUCGAGCGUGCGAUCAAGCGCGUGCGCUCCGAUCUUGCGGCGCAUGUGAGCCCCAAGCUGGCUCCGCCUCUCCCGAGCCAUUCGCCGAGCGAGGUCAGUGAUGCCGAGGGCGAGGCGGACGCUGAAGAUUCCGAGGCUGGGCAGCCGGAAGGCAUUAAGGAGGAGGCCGAGGCCGAAGCGGAGGCGGAGCAGACCGAGGGCGAGGUCGAGAGCACCGCUGUUGAUAGCGAGGCGCAGAGCCAGAUUGGGGACGGGCAUGAGGAGAUCAAGCCUGUCCCGCCAACGCCGAUCGACACGGCCCAGCUGCAUGGCGAUGAGGCGCUCUCAACCCCGACGGCGGAGUCAGCAAACGUGGCAUCCCGCAUCCCGCGCUCGCAGUCCGCAGACCCAUCGAGCCGUCUCUCACGGGCUUAUACCUCCUCGACGCUCCAAGACGGCGCGAGCACGUCAGCGACGAAUACUGGUGACGAAGACGCUUCAUCCAUCUCUACGGAAGACCAGGCACGGCGACGACGUAAGAAGUCGCGCGUGCGCAAGCAGAAGUCGAGCCCGAAGCUGUCGCAGCGCAAGGUCGUGAUUGACGACUUUGAGAUGAUGCGUGUGCUCGGCAAGGGCUGCGCGGGCAAGGUCUUGCUCGUGAGGCACAAGAACCACGGCGAGCUGUACGCGCUCAAAGCGAUCACGAAGCGGCAUGUGCUAGCGCACCAGGAGCUGCAGCACACCCUAACGGAACAGGCGGUGCUCAAGCGCAUGGCGGCGGAGAGCAGGGACCCGUUCGUGGUGAAGCUGUGGUGGAGUUUCCAUGAUAAGGAGAACUUGUUUUUGGUCAUGGACUUCCACCCCGGCGGAGACCUUGCCACGCAGCUCGCGCGCUGGGGCCGCCUCGGCAGGGACCGCGCGCGGUUUUACGCGGCAGAGAUCGUCGAGGGCGUCGAGGGCCUGCACGCGGCGGGCGUCAUCUACCGCGACCUGAAGCCGGAGAACAUCCUCAUCGCGGCGGACGGGCACAUCGUGCUGACCGACUUUGGCCUCUCGAAGGAGUUCCCGCGCAAGACGAGCACACUUACCGCGCCGUCGACGCCCUCGGGCACGCGCAGUAAUGGCAUGGACUACGUCGGAGGCGGCAGCGGCUCGCCGUCGCCCUCUGCCGUGUCCACGCCUACCACUGCCAACGGUGCCAAUGGCAGCGCCAACGGCGCGAGCGAGCCCGUGACGCCGCCGUGGAUGCACGGCGAGGGCGAGCUGCGCGGUGUCGGGCCGGCGGACACGACGAGCACGUUCUGCGGGACGGCAGAGUACCUGGCGCCGGAGGUGAUCCAAGGCUUGCCGUACAGCUACGAGGUGGACUGGUGGAGCUUCGGGACGAUGCUGUACGAGAUGCUGACGGGGAUCACACCGUUCUGGGCGAACAACCACUCGGAUAUGUAUGUGCGGGUGUUGCAGGACGAGUUGACGUUCCCCGAUGAUCGGGCGAUGGAUCAGGAUACGAAGAGUUUGAUUCGGGGGUUGUUGCAGAGGAACCCGGCGCUGCGGAUGUGCGAACCGAGGAUUAAGAAGCACCCAUAUUUCUCGAUGAUAGACUGGAGUCACGUAUACUAUAAACGUUACAUACCCCCAUAUAUCCCUCCCAUCGACCCCUCGAACGCCAGCGAUACCCAGAACUUCGACGAUACCUUCCUUGACAUGGAGCCUAUUAUCGACGACCCCACCGAGGGCCUGGAGGAUGGUCAGACGGACACGGACCAGGAUCAGAGUGCCACUGAUGGUGAAGACAGCGCGACGACACCGUCGCACUCGCGGAGCCCAUCCGUGCAUGCUACCGACGACGGGAAAGACGUGUUCGACGGGUACUCGUUCAAGGGCCGGCAUUCUGUCAUUAUAGAUGACGAGGAAGACGAUGGUAGCGAUGAGGAUGAGGAAGAUGAGGAUGACGAGAUAGUUGGAGAAGAUGAGGAUGAAGAACUGCCGGACGUUAUCAAGAAUGCGACGGUGGACGGCGAGGAGGUCGUGAUCCAGCCGUCUCCCAUUGACAGGCUGCCUGUGGUGGAGGACGAUGAAGUCGAGCAGGAGAGCCGGACACCCGAGGCACGGACGACGGGUUUGCCGGCCGAGGCUGUUAUCUACAUCGAGGCGUCGCCCAAGGCUGUCAAUGCCCCGUUGCCACCUUCGCCUGUUGUCACGCCUCGUUUGGAGCGUCCCAGACCACAAACGCCGACGUCAGCCAACGAGGUCGCGCCCGCACCACCGCCGAAGGACAAGGAUGUCAAACCCGCCAAGGGCGCGAAGCCCUCUGGCGCUCGUCAUCCUCAUCGCAACUCGACGCGGCCAAGGCGGGAGAAGUCUGGCGUGGCCGUAUUCGAUCAGGAGCUGUCGGACGGCGGCGACGAGGAACUGGGCAUGAGCCGAAGUACUGUGGAUGACGAGGACGACGAUUGGGACUUCAUCGAGGCCGUUGACGGCGAGGAUCGCAACGGUGCCAAGGGCACGAGCCUAUUUGCGCGUGGCGUCGUCGACCGGUACCGUCUGGCCGUCUGGCGCAAGGCGUCGACGCCCACGCAGCGGGGCGGCGCCGGUGUCAGUGGGCGCUCAACGUCGGGCUUGUCGUCAGCAAGGGAGAGCGAUAUCGAGGGCGGGUCUGAGAUAGGGAGCACGUUGAUCGGGGACUCGCCGAGUCCGUCGGAGAAGAGGCGUGGGCGUACGCCCGGCGCGCUCAAGUUCCGGAGGAACACGAAGGGUCUGCUGAACGGCGGAGCACGCAGCACUAAGUCGUCAACGACGGGGGCGUCAAACGUUUCGACGCCGACGCGUGGGCCGCCGCCGUCGUCGUUUGCGGGGGCUGCGAACGUGAAGAAGCGUAACACGCUAACGCGCUCGACGUCUGCAUCGACGGCCAAGACGCACGCCGCUGCGAAGCCGGUGGCAAAAGGUUCUUCAGCGCACGGAUCGAGCACGCUGGGCUCGAGCGCGAGCGCGUUGGCGUCUGCGUCGAGCAUGGGUGCAUUGUCGUCGUCGAUGGCGCCGAGCCUCAAGUCGAAGCAGUCUGCGGUGUCGGUGGGGGCGCGGAGCAUGUCCUCGGACCAGUCGAAUGGCAACGGCAUCAACGGCACUGGCGUCAAUGGAGAGCUGGGCACGCCGGAGCUGUCGACACCUGGACCGAGCGUACCGACGUCGCCGUCGCAGGAGGAGCCGGAGAAGCUAAAGAACAAGAAGCUGAAGAAGUACAAGGAGAACGCGGAGAAGGUGUUCUCGUCGAUGUUUGCAUCGCCUCGGUGAACCGCUGUCUCGAUGUCUUCCCUUCAUGCCUCGUGUUACGACGUUACGACUGAUCCUAUAGUAUUGCUCUCGCCACGCUCUGCCCUUUUGACCGUCCUUCGUUAGAUUAUUCCCUGCCCUCCGAUCAUAGCAGCUCACGUUUGGCUCUCCGAGCGUCGCCGCUCUCCACAAAGAAGUCCAGAUCAAGCGAAAUCAAAACUUGUACGCUUUAUAUAUCCGAAGGGUUUUUUCUUUUCUUUCAUGCAUUCGUUUACUUGCGGUUUCCCUUGCUGUUGGAAGUUUACCACUCACACAAUCGUUUUUUGACUCGUCUCUUACGCCUACUGGUAUUAUCCACUUACUCACCCUCCCUCCUUAUCCCGUUUCUACCUUACGACUCUUGAUCUCUCGCUCGCCCGUUUCUUCUCUACUCGCUUUAUACACUAGCUUCGCAGCGGGUGAUAACUCGUCUCUCUUAUGCUCACUUUGGAUUGGAUCGACCGAAACUUUUACAGAAUCUCUUAUCUAGCGGACUCAUGGUGUUUCUCCUCUUUCCUUUCACUCCAGUUUUUCUUCGCUGUCUUCCUACUACCCUUUAAUCCAUCCUUGACGUCUAUUCUUGCGUUUGCAUCGUCUCUCACUUGUCAGCCUCGCUGUCUAACUGAUGUGGG